Molecule: messenger RNA, 6624 nt
Organism: Aureobasidium namibiae CBS 147.97
Lineage: Eukaryota; Fungi; Ascomycota; Dothideomycetes; Dothideales; Saccotheciaceae
Product: calcium channel-like protein subunit Cch1
Exons: 6
Coding region: 1-6624 (2207 amino acids)
Biological process (GO): calcium ion import across plasma membrane
Cellular component (GO): membrane; voltage-gated calcium channel complex
Molecular function (GO): high voltage-gated calcium channel activity; calcium ion binding
Source: RefSeq, a predicted model, not a curated record
AUGGCCGACGAAUCGCCCACGGUCAACAGUCGCAGGCACCGUCGCAAUCAGUCGACACCGCAGACGUCCAUCCAGCUACAAGACCUGGGCCCCGCUCAACAUGCUCCCAUAUCCCAGGAACCGCCAUCCCCGUCUGCCCAGCCUUCACAUCGCCGUACCCUGAGCGACCGUGGCCGUAGCUUGUUUCGGCGCAAUAGAGACUCGCUUUUAUCACAUAGCCCCGGUAGAAAUCCACCACCUCCUAAUCCUCGCGCUUACUCGCCCAUCUCCGAGAAUCCUCCCAGUCCACCAGACAUCCAUCGCAAUCUGUCACCUCUUGCCUAUGUAACCUCGCCCACUGGCCAUCGCACACGAGUCGACGACCAUCCCGAUGAGGACGAGCGCACUCCACUGUCUCCACAUGAGGGGAGUAGUUUCCAACAGGCUAUGGGCUUCGCUGGCCUUAGUAUAGGUGCUCCUGCUCGUCCUUCGUUGCACUCAGGUCACGGUCGCUUAGGCAGCGAGCUCAGUCUUCGCACUGUAGAUGCCUCGCCUUACGAUGAAGAGCCUGAUGAUCCAACGGGCUUCUUCCCUCAUGACGAGGAUAUGGACACUGUGCCCUUAACAGACAUGAGUCGCCUUGACGCUCACUCGCCACAUCGUAAUGAUCGUGGCAGCUUCCAGAGUAUCCGAUUCCUGUCGCCAUCAGUUUCGCAUUCCAACAAUCCAGAUGUCGAAUCAGGAAAUCUGACUCCUUCCGGUCGUUGGAGUCGUUCGCCUGAUGGUCACAGUCGCUCGCCUGCCGACAGCCGUCGUUCAUUGUCGCCAAUGGGAGAUUCUCCGUUUCAAAGAGCGGGAGAUAUGAUGCGCAAGAUGUCGAUGCGUGUUGUCAACUUGAGCAACGAGCCCGAAGUCGCUGAGCGUAUGAUCAGGCGCAAGUCGUCUGUAAAUCAUUCUUCGCGUAUGUCUGAAGCUCCUGGCUUUGCUAACAACGGUGUACCUCACUCUCCCGUCAGUGAGAAGAUGCCUUCACCUAUGCUCCGUCCAGCCGACAAGCUCGAUUCUCGUGCUCCAGAUCUGAACCCAUUCCGUGGCAAGUCGUUAGGCAUCUUUCCGCCAGACAGCAGGUUGCGUCUUUGUUUGGCCGACUUCCUGCUUCAUCCCAUUACUGAGCCCUUCAUCCUUGUGCUCAUCGUCUUUCAAACAAUUUUACUUGCUGUCGAAGCUCGCAACAACGUAAACAAUGACCCGCGCUCUCAACGAUUUGGAACUACCUGGAUUGACAUUGCUUUGCUUGCAUUGUUCAUCAUCUACACUAUCGAGAUCAUGAUUCGAGUCAUCGUAUCUGGCUUCAUUGUCAACCCUGUUGAAUACAGUACAAUUGACCGCAAGGUCGGACUCCGCACAGCUGUCAUGAGAAAGGCCAACGACAUGUUUGCUCUGCAUCGAAAACCCUCGGUCAGGAAUCUAAAUCCUCUCCCACCAGCAACAGCAGGCCCCCAACCUGGUAUUCUGCGCAGCUUUACCACAAACACUAUGAUGGAAGUGCCAGGUGGUUCAAGACAAGCUCAGUUACAACGACUAGCAUUCCGAGCAUUUUUGCGUCACUCUUUCAAUCGACUUGAUUUCCUCGCGGUAUGCGCUUUUUGGAUAAGCUUCGUCAUUGGCAUCUUCGGUGUUGAAUCUCAAAAGCACGUCUUUGUCUUCCGCAUGCUAAGUUGUCUUCGAAUUGUACGUCUCUUAGGUAUUACCAGUGGUACCUUGGUUAUCUUGCGAAGUCUCAAAAAGGCUGCUCCGACUCUGCUCAAUGUCGCCUUUUUAACUGGCUUCUUCUGGCUGUUAUUUGCGAUCAUCGGAGUCCAAAGCUUCAAGUCCAGUCUUCGGCGCACAUGCGUGUGGACCAAUCCUGCCAAUACUUCAGAAACUUAUACACAAUCGAUGCAGUUUUGUGGCGGAUACCUCUUGCCUAAUGGUUCUGCAAGACCUUGGAUACAUCAAGACGGAUCGCCUGGUGCAGAUGAUGCUAAAGGAUUCUUCUGCCCCAUCAAUUCUGUCUGCACCGAGGGCGAGAAUCCCUACAAUGGGACCGUCAGUUUUGACAACAUAUUCCAGUCACUCGAGAUGGUGUUUGUCGUCAUGUCCUCAAACACUUUCUCGGAUCUACUCUACUACCUUGCCGAUAGUGACUAUCUUUCCGCUGGUAUAUUCUUUGCUGCCGGAAUUAUUGUCUUCCCACUUUGGCUGGUCAACUUGUUGAUUGCCGUCAUUACAUCUUCAUUCCAGGUCAUCAGAGACGAGAGCAAAGCCAGUGCCUUCACCGCGCAAGAGCAGGUCAAGCAUCUCGACGCGGGAGAGGACAGUGGUGACUUCAAGCAGAAGACGAGCACGCUGAAACAGUUCGUCAAUAGCACACGAUGGAUUUGGAUUGGCGUCAUCACAUACGGCUUAAUCGUACAAUGCCUGCGUAGUGCAUAUAUGAGCCCGGAUCGGGCAGCUUUCUUGAGCUCUUCUGAGUUGGGCGUUACAAUUGCCCUGGACUUCGAGAUCAUCCUCAGAUUCAUGGCAGAUUGGCGCCGAUUCCAUAAAAGCAAGCGCAAUCUCGUUGAUCUUGCACUGGCUAUAAUCACCACAGUCAUACAGAUUCCGAUAAUCAAACACUCCGGGCAGCCAUAUGCGUGGUUGACGUUCUUCCAGAUCAUCAGAAUCUACCGCGUCGUUCUCGCAGUCGAGAUUACCCGUACGCUUAUUCUCACCGUGUUGGGCGAUUUCUCAGGUUUGACUAAUUUGAUCAUGUUUGUGAUGUUGCUGUGCUUCCUUGCGGCCAUAUUCGCUACCCAGAUCUUCCGUGGACAGAUUCCUGAAGACAACGAUGAAGGCGAAGCUAUUCGCGUUCCGUUUUUUGACAUAUACAACGCCUUCCUGGGUAUGUAUCAGAUAUUCUCAAGUGAGAAUUGGACAGAUAUUAUGUACGACGUUACUUCGUAUAAUGUUUUGUACAACAACGGUUGGAUUGGUGCGGCAUUCUGUAUCAUGUGGUUCAUCCUAGCAAACUUCAUUGUCUUGAAUAUGUUUAUUGCUGUCAUCCAGGAAAACUUCGAUGUCUCCGAAGAUGAAAAGCGCUUACAGCAAGUCAAGGCAUUUCUUGCCAAGCGACAAGUCAACGCCUCGUCCGGUAGUCAGGGUUCGUUGUCAUUGUCAACAAUCUUCAAGCUCGGCCAAGUCCGUCGACAAGACCCACUCGACUACGGAUCGGCACAAACGGAAAUGCUUCUCAAGGAUGCAGUGGUUCGAGACUUCCUUGAUGAUCACGGUGUUGAUCCCGAUGCAAGUCUUCCCAGUACAUCUGAAGGCAUAUCAAACGACAGUCCACCUGUGAAGUCAGGCACUUUGUCUCAACGAUGGGAAAAGCUGCUCAAUCGCCUCUUCAAUCGCGAGCCCAAUCCAUUCUAUUCCAAUGUAGAGCUUCAGAAGGCUCACGAGGAAGUGGAUACUCGUCGCAUGGUCAAAGAGGUUGUGGCAGCCAAUGAGAGAGUAAAGAGAGCUCAGCGCGACUACUUGAGAAAGUACCCGAACUACAAUGUCUCGCUCUUCAUCUUCAGGAUCAACAAUCCUGCUAGAAGGUUGUGCCAGAGGAUUGUCGGUCCAGGUCGUGGCGGUGACCGCAUAGAAGGUGUCGCACCCUACAGACCUAUUUGGUAUGGCUUCUCGGCGUUCAUCUACGCGGCCAUUGUGGCCAUGGUGCUCUUGGCCUGUGUCACGACGCCUCUGUAUCAGAAGGAGUAUUUCAAGACACACCACUUUCAAGCGCUGAACUGGUUUGUGUACAGCGAUAUGGGCUUCGCGACUCUGUUCACCAUCGAGUCUGUUAUCCGAGUUAUCGCUGAUGGGUUCUACUGGACGCCUAACGCAUACUAUCGCAGCUCUUGGGGUAUUAUUGAUGGCAUCGUCUUGGUUACAUUGUGGACAGAUAUCUUCACCACAAUCUAUAACCCAGGCGGUGGUUCAAGAGCUGUUGGUGCUUUCAAGGCGUUGAGAGCCCUCAGAUUGCUCAACGUCAGUGACAAUGCUAGAGAUACCUUCCACUCUGUUAUCGUCAUGGGUGGUUGGAAAGUCGUCUCUGCAGCGUUCGUUUCGAUGAGUUUGCUCAUUCCAUUUGCCAUAUACGGUCUGAACCUCUUCAAUGGACGGUUCAUGGAAUGUAAUGAUGGCAACAUUGUUUCAUCCUUGACAGACUGUACUGGCGAAUACUUCAGUUCGCCGUACGAGUGGAACGUGCUUGCACCACGUCAAGUCGCCAACCCAUACUACGAUUUUGAUAACUUCGGAUCUUCGUUGUUCAUCCUCUUCCAGAUCGUCUCACAAGAAGGUUGGAUCGACGUCAUGUGGACUGGCCAAUCUAUCACCGGGAUUUUCACCCAGCCCAGUGCUUUCUCGUCCCAAGGAAACGCUGUGUUCUUCGUUGCUUUCAACUUGCUCGGUGCAGUCUUCGUCUUGACGCUCUUUGUUAGUGUCUUUAUGCGCAACUACACGGAACAGACUGGAGUCGCUUUCUUGACAACUGAGCAGCGAUCGUGGCUCGAGUUGCGGAAACUACUUCGACAGAUAUCACCAUCCAAACGACCCUCAUCUAAGGAGGUGCGGGAGACUUGGAAAGAGUGGUGCUAUCGCCGAGCAGUGACAAAGAACGGCAGAUGGCAGCGUAGCGUUACCGCAGUACUUGUGUUUCACCUGCUGUUACUAUGCCUCGAAUGGUAUCCGGACAACAACCGCUGGGACAGGGCACGAGACUAUAUCUUCCUGGUGCUGACGCUCUUCUACAUCGUCAACAUUGUCAUCCGCAUCAUUGGCCUUUCCUGGACUCGGUUCCGAAAGAGUGCUUGGGACAUGUACUCGAUCUUCUCAGUCUCCGGCACGUUCGUUACACUGGUCUUGCUCCUGACCAACUUCAAGAACAGAGACUACGUCCAAGUACACAAGUUGUUCCUUGUAUCGAUUGCAUUACUCCUGAUUCCUAGAAACAAUCAGCUGGACCAGCUUUUCAAGACUGCGGCCGCUAGUUUCACGUCCAUUGCCAAUCUUGUGGCGACGUGGUUCGUCCUCUUCCUGGUAUUUGCUAUUGCUUUCACACAGACUUUUGGUUUGACCAGGUUCGCCGAGGGUGAAACAGAUAAUCAAAACUUCCGCACUGUGCCCAAAGCUCUAGUCAUGCUGUUCCGGAUGAGUUCUGGAGAGGGCUGGAAUGAGGUGAUGGCGGACUUCGCAUCGGUCACCCCGCCCUAUUGCACGAUCGGAGACCAUUACUACGAUGGUGAUUGUGGUAGCGGCGGGUGGGCUAUGGCCUUAUUCAUUUCCUGGAAUAUCCUCAGCAUGUACGUGUUUAUGAAUCUGUUCAUUUCGCUGAUUUACGAGAGUUUCUCGUACGUCUAUCAACGAAGUAACGGAUUGUCGGUCAUCAGCAGAGAGGAGAUUCGACGAUUCAAGCAAGCUUGGGCAGAGUUUGACCCAAGUGGCUCGGGAUACAUCUCAAAAGAGAAGUUCCCCCGCUUGCUAGGAGAACUCUCUGGUGUCUUCGAGAUGCGUAUCUAUGAUGGCGACUUCACGGUCCGCAAUAUUAUCGCAGACUGCACUUCUCGACCGCACCGCGCCCACCCUCUUGGCUUGGACGGCCCAAAGGAUAGUCCCCAGAUCGACCUCGAAAAGCUCAACGAACGUCUGGCCGAGAUUCCGAUCGAGGAAAUCCGAAGACGCAGGAGACGUAUGAACAUCUUCUACGAGGAAGUACUGGUCUCAGCCGACCCUGAUCGUGGUGUUGAGUUCAAUUCACUCCUAAUGAUUCUGGCCCAUUACAAAGUCAUCAACGAUAACAAGAGUCUGCGAUUGGAAGAAUUCUUGCGUCGCCGCGCUCGUUUGCAGCGUGUUGAGGAGGCUGUACGCCGUAACGUUGUCGUAGGUUUCUUUGAUACUCUGUACUGGGCACGUCGCUUUAGAAAGUCACUGGAAGCCAAAAAGAGCGCACGCAUGACUGUGGUACCUCAAUUGGACGUUCCCGAGAUCUACAUUCAGGACGACGGCGAGGAUGCUGCGAACACUGGUCAUAGGACUCCCUCGGCUCCAUCUACGCCUAUCGAUCAUCAAACUCCCAGCUGGCUUGGUGAUAGUGACUUCGGCACUCCAACGUUUACUGUCGACCCCUCGGCAUCUCGACCUAAUAUUGAUCGCAGCAACUCCAUCCAAGUUUCACCGUUAGCCUCGCCAACAACACGUCCACGGACAUACUCGAACGUAUCGCCGUCUGAUAUUCCCGAAGACUGGCAUUUCGCGGAAGCACUGAUUGAGGGCUACAACCGGUCUAGAUCACCGUCACCGUCACCUCAACAUCUCGACCCCGAUGCUACAUCAGAUGCCUACGGUGUUCGUUCGCGUGCCGCUAGCUCGGUCAAUCAACAGAGCGUCCUCGACGUCCUGGACACCUCGGCAUGGGGCGAGAGUAUCAGGCGUAGCUUCACAACUCGUGGGUCGACUGUUGGACCACACUCUGCUUCGCGGGACGCAAGCGCUGAGCCUAUGCCACAUAUUCCUGAUACACGACCUUCGACUUCGUCGCACGCAGACAGGCAUGAUCAUGAGCACACACAUGAUCGAUAG